UCAGGCCCGCCCAUCAAAGCCUACCGGGAUCUCUCUCUCUCUCUCUUUUUUUUUUUCUUGCGGUCAGCGGGGACAGCUUGAACUGCGGUCGCACGGAAGGCCGGCAACGACGAGUUCCAAAGGCGGCGGGUCCUUGCGGACUCCUGCUUCCUCAGAGGAGGAUGGCCCAGUCCUCGGGCGAGGACGCCGUGGUGCUGCAGGCGAUGCUGAGGCAGCUGUUCCAGAGCGUGAAGGAGAAGAUCACGGGGGCUCCCUCCCUCGAGUGCGCCGAGGAAAUCCUCGUACAUCUGGAGGAAACUGAUGAAAACUUUCACAACUAUGAAUUUGUGAAAUAUCUUCGACAGCAUAUAUGUAACACUUUGGGGUCUAUGAUUGAAGAAGAAAUGGAAAAAUGGACAUCUGAUCAGAAUCAGGCUGAGGAAUCUGGCUAUGACACAGUUGUACAGCAUGUUACUAAAAGAACUCAGGAAUCUAAAGAAUACAAAGAAAUGAUGCAUUCCCUGAAGAAUAUCAUGAUGGUAGUGGUGGAAUCUAUGAUUAACAAGUUUGAAGAAGAUGAGAUACGAAAUCAAGAGAGGCAAAAAAAAAUUCAGAAGGAGAAAAGCAACAACAGUUACUGCACAGAUAAUUGCUCUGAUAGUGAUUCAUCAUUCAAUCAGAGUUACAAAUUUUGUCAAGGAAAAUUACAAUUGAUUUUAGACCAGUUGGAUCCCGGGCAACCUAAAGAGGUGAGAUAUGAAGCCUUGCAAACCUUAUGUUCAGCUCCGCCAUCUGAUGUUUUGAACUGUGAAAAUUGGACUACACUCUGUGAAAAAUUGACAAUGUCUCUUUCAGAUCCUGAUCCUGUGUUUAGUGACCGGAUUUUAAAAUUCUAUGCACAGACAUUUACUCUUUCACCAUUACAUAUGACUAAGGAAAUUUAUACAAGCUUAGCUAAAUAUUUGAAGUUAUACUUUCUUUCUAGAGAAAAUCAUAUUCCUACUCUUUCAACUGGUAUAGAUAUAAGUAAUCCUAAUGUGAUCUGCUUACUUAAAAAGGUUCGUCUUCUAAAUGAAUAUCAGAAAGAGGCUCCAUCUUUCUGGAUUCGUCAUCCAGAAAAGUAUAUGGAAGAAAUUGUGGAGAAUACCUUGUCCUUAUUAUCAGUUAAACAUGACCAGAGCCAUCUUGUCUCACAAAAGAAUUUGGAUCCGAUUUACUUUUUUGCAUUGGUUGAUACCAAGGCUGUGUGGUUCAAAAAGUGGAUGCAUGCAUAUUAUAGCAGAACUGCAGUACUAAGACUUCUAGAAAAGAAAUAUAAAUCUCUGAUAACUACAGCAGUUCAGCAGUGUUUUCAGUACUUUGACUUGUGUGAAGCCAUGAAAGUCAAUGAGAUUUUGAGUCAUUCAAAGCAUUGUGGGAAUAAACAGAAAACCUUCUUCUAUUCAGGACAAGAAUUACAAUAUAUUUAUUUCAUUCACUCACUGUGCCUUUUAGGAAGAUUAUUGAUUUAUACACAGGGCAGACGGCUAUUUCCCAUAAAAUUGAAGAGUAGAAAAGAUUUAGUAUCCCUUACAGAUCUGCUGGUUCUGUUUACCCAACUUAUCUAUUACUCACCAAGUUGUCCAAAGAUGACAUCAGCUGCACAUUUAGAUAAUUACUCUCCUGCAAGUAUGGUGACUGAAGUUCUUCAGAUACUCUGUGAUCAAAAAGAGUGUGCAGUCGAAUGCCUAUAUAAUAAUACUGUGAUUGAGGCACUUCUUCAGCCUAUUCAUAAUUUAAUGAAAGAAACCAAGGCUGCUCCAAAUUGCUCUGAAGCAGCUUUAAUUCACAUAGCUGAUAUUUUGGCAAGGAUUGCCUCUGUAGAAGAAGGACUUACCUUGCUACUUUAUGGAGAAAAUAUGAACUCUUCUGAAGAAAAAAGUCCUACAGGUGCUCAUAUAAUUGCCCAGUUUUCGAAAAAGCUUCUUGAUGAAGAUAUCUCUAUUUUUUCUGGAUCGGAAAUGUUGCCUGUGGUUAAAGGAGCUUUUAUUUCUGUGUGUCGUCAAAUAUAUGGUACAUGUGAAGGCCUGCAGGUGUUAAUUCCUUAUAGUUUGCAUGAGUCUAUAGCAAAGGCAUGGAAGAAGACAAGUUUGCUAUCAGAAAGAAUUCCUACUCCAGUAAAAGGCUCAGAUUCUGUUUCUUCGAUAAGCCAGGAAUCCCAAAACAUUAUGGCUUGGGAAGAGAAUUUGUUAGAUGAUUUACUAAAUUUUGCUGCCACUCCCAAAGGACUACUAUUUCUUCAAAGAACAGGUGCCAUCAACGAAUGUGUGACAUUUAUGUUCAACCGAUAUGCAAAAAAAUUACAGAUCAGCAGGCAUAAAAAGUUUGGCUAUGGAGUUUUGGUAACCCAAGUGGCCUCAACAGCAGCAGGUGCAAUAGCACUACAAAGUUCAGGAUUUAUUAAUGCACUUAUAACUGAACUAUGGGCCAAUCUGGAAUGUGGAAGAGAUGAUGUUAGAGUAACUCAUCCCAGAUCUACUCCAGUGGAUCCUAUUGACCGGAGCUGUCAGAAGUCUUUUCUAGGACUGGUGAACUUGUUACCUUAUCCUGCUGUUUAUGAGCUGGUGGGCAAUCAAGAUCUUCCUAACAAAGCAGAAUAUUCUCUUCGUGAAGUCCCAACAUGUGUUCUUGAUAUUCUAGAUAGACUUAUAAUUUUGAAUUCAGAAGCUAAGAUUCGUUCUUUAUUCAACUAUGAACAAUCACACAUCUUUGGUCUAAGGUUAUUAAGUGUGCUGUGCUGUGAUCUAGACACUCUUCUCCUGCUAGAGGCUCAGUAUCAAGUAUCUGAAAUGUUACUAAAUGCUCAAGAAGAAAAUAUCUUAGAAACCUCUGAAAGCCACAGGCAUUUCAUAAUUGAUGGCUUAUCAGUAGAAAGAAAUCACGUUCUUGUUAGAAUAAAUUUUAUUGGUGGGCCCAUGGAACGAAUUUUGCCUCCAAGGGUACUAGAAAAGGGUGAUGAUCCAUAUCCUUGGCCAAUGUUUUCAUCCUAUCCUUUACCAACCUGCUAUCUGUCAGAAGUUACAAGAAAUGCUGAUCUAAAACAAGACAAUGAUCUUGGCAAGCUUUUAUUACACUUCAAAAUGUCUGAUAAACAAACUGAGUGGAUAGAAAACUGCCGAAGACAAUUUUGCAAAAUGAUGAAGGCCAAACCUGAUAUAAUUAGUGGAAGUGCUUUACUAGAAUUGCUUGAAAAAUUUGUGCUUCAUCUCUCUGAAAGCCCAUCUGAGUGCUACUUCCCCUCAGUGGAAUAUACAGCUACUGAUGCAAAUGUGAAGAAUGAAAGUCUUUCAUCUGUGCAGCAGCUUGGCAUUAAAAUGACUGUCAGAUAUGGCAAGUUCCUCAACCUGUUAAAAGACAGUGCAGAAAAUGAUCUUACCUUGGUUUUAAAGCACUGUGAGAGAUUCCUGAAACAGCAGCAAGCUCCCAUAAAAUCUUCUCUUCUCUGCCUGCAGGGGAGUUAUGCUGGCCAUGACUGGUUUGUAUCUUCUUUGUUCAUGAUAAUGUUGGGAGACAAAGAAAAAACACUUAGAUUUCUUCAGCAGUUCUCCAGGCUUCUGAUCUCUGCUUUCCUUUGGUUGCCAAGACUACAUAUUUCUAGGUAUCUACCUACUGACACUAUAGAAUCUGGCAUCCACCCGGUAUAUUUUUGCAGCACUCACUACAUUGAAAUGCUCCUGAAGGUGGAGGUGCCACUUGUGUUUUCAGCUUUUCACAUGUCUGGUUUUGCACCAUCCCAGAUUUGCCUACUAUGGAUAACGCAGUGCUUUUGGAAUUAUUUAGAUUGGAUAGAAAUCUGCCAUUAUAUUGCUACUUGUGUUUUCCUUGGUCCUGACUAUCAAGUGUAUAUCUGCAUAGCUAUUUUCAAACAUCUGCAACAAGAUAUUCUGCAGCACACUCAGACUCAGGAUCUGCAGGUUUUCCUGAAAGAAGAAGCACUACAUGGUUUUCGAGUGAGUGAUUACUUUGAAUACAUGGAGAUUUUGGAACAAAACUACAGACCAGUGGUGCUGAGAGACAUGCAGAACGUUAGGGUGCAGAACACAUAAAGGGUGGAGCAUGGUUUAACGUCAUGUUUCAUUUGUUUGUAAAGGAAACAGAGGGACUUGAUUGUUUUCUGUGUCUAUAACAACACAUGCUUUGUGAAUACACAUAUUGUGAAUCAAUACUGAGACUUUUUCAAUAUAAUAAUAUAUUCAACUAGGUAUUAUCUCAAUUUGUGACAUGAAGUAAGUUAAUUUUUGUUAAGUUCAUUGUUUUGUGAGGUUGUUUUAGAAUCAAAUCUAAUUUACUUACAGUUCUUUACAUUUAAAAGGUAGUCCCAAUCAACACCUCUUUCUUCACCAGAAGAUUAAAAUAUUUUUUUUUUCAAUGAGUUUUGAAACAAGCAUCAAUACUGUAAAUAAUUGUUUGACUAGCCAGGCAGAAAGAGUCCAUAGAAACAUGGAAGACAUUUGUUUUCUUCAUGUUUUAUCUACACAUAUAAAGGAAAAUAGACAAAACCACAACUACUUAUUUUACAUGUGGAGGAAAUAAAUGAUAUUUAUCACGACAAAUGCUAAAAAAACUAUUGUUCUUAGACAUAAUUGUUUUUAGGAAGUGCUUUUGAUACCUAUAUCAACUUAUAAUUUUUCAUGGGAAAUGUAGUAGGCUCUACAUGGUUCAUUUAAAAGACAGAUUAUUUAUUUCACACUAAUAAGCAUUUGACUUUCAUUUACUGUGCAUUUUUCUUAGUGAUAAAUUUUAUUUGUAGUUAACUUAAAAAAUGUUAAGGAGAAUAAUUUCUAAAUUAUUUUAAAUGACUAACACGAUGUUUUAUUUAAAUAGAAAGCUUUGCUCCAAUGACAGAAAUACAAUAUGCUAAAGUCUAUUUUCUUUUAACUGUCACGUUUAAUAUAUGAAAAAUAAUACAUAAAAGAAUUUUUCAGUUAGCAAUUUUAACAAAUUUUUUUGAAUUCUAGGAAGUAGUCAUUUUGUAUGCAUUACUUAUAUUUAAAUAUAAAUCAACCAUUAAAACCAUUCUUAAACCUUUUUUUUUUUUUUUUUAAACGAAAAAUAGCUCAUCCACAAACUCCUUUUUCCUUUCAGUAUCAUGAAACAACUGGCACCAUACAGUUUUCAGUUUUCGGAUAUUUGGCUAUUGCAAUAUAAACAUUCCAAAAUUAGGUUUGAUGCUGUAAAUGCUAACAGCAGCUGCUCAGUAAUGGUAUUCUUAAAGGGCAUUGGAAAAGUUGAGAAAAGAAAAUUGAGCAAGUUAAUUUGACAUAUUGCUCCCUUUAGCUCUGGUUAAGAGUUAAGUAAGAGAGUCCUACAUUACUCAAAAUACCAAGCUUAGUCUACUUUCAAACUUAAUUUUGGAAAGCUGUAAUACAUAUUUAUGGUUUCAUUUCUUCUCAUUCUGUUCUUAACUUACUGUUAUUGAUACUAAGAAAUUGCAGGUUUAUUUCCUUUUUAAAAGCUCUUACAUGGUAAUUGGAAAUACAAAUGGAGAAGGAACUAUAACUUAGUUUUAUAAUAUUCAUUGGUAUUUUUGAUUGGAAACUGAAGUAAGAUCUAGGUAGUAACAGUUAUAUUUUGGAAAAGUGAAUUCAGCUGGAGCCAGAAGGCAGUUUGUUUUCAUUUGUUAAAUAAAUGUCUUACGAACAAUGUCCUAGCAAUUUGGUGAAAUAAAAUGGAAAAUAUGGUAGUUUAUGUAGCUACCAUUGUAAAUAAUUUUUGUACCUAUUAUUUUAAGAAUACUCUUUAGAAUAGGAAUCAAUACAACCUUGCCUAGCCUUUUUUUUUUUUUUAAAUUAUUUAAAGUAGAAGUCCUUAGGACAGAGUUUAUUUCUAAUUUGUGAACAGGUACCUCAUACAUUUUACAAGAUUCACUAUAAGAAACUAUUUUAUGAUAAUAAUGUAAACAAAUUUGUGAAAAUGUUUAAUUGGUCAUAUAUGAAUCUAUCAAUACCUGUUUUCAAAAUAUCAUCUCUGUUUUAUGCCUCCUUAUGAUGCAUAGGCACCUAAGGAAUAUGUGAAGGUAAAGUAAAACUCAGAAAUUAGUCUAACCUUAACAGAAUUCUACCCAAAUUUAUGAUUAUCAAAUUAUGUCAUGCUCUAGUUUGAUUUUCCAAUUCUAAGAUGUUAAAGAAAUUUCUUUGGUUAUUCAUUAAACAGACUUGUUUUCAGGAUUGCACAUAUAAUGAAAUUUUUAAUAUUCAGGAUAUGAUAAAUGAAAUAACAGCACUGCCACUCAGAGAGUCCACAGUCCUUAUGGAGAGAUGAAUAAUUUUAAACUGUGAAAAUGCAGUUUUAAAGAUGACAAGAGUUGGUCUCUGGAUUCGGUGCCUUUAAUAAAAACAGUUUUGAUGGAGUAGUGGUUUAUUUGGAGCAGGGCUAAUUGAUGCUGAGAGGAAAGACUGGAGAGUAGUCCUCCUAGGAGCACUGUUGAACAGGGAAAGAGGGUGGUUGCUAGAGAAGGCCUGGGGUCAAAAGACUUUUUGAAGAUGGAAAAUGGAAGCAUGUUUAUAUGUGAAUAGAAAUGAUGCAGUAGAGAAAGAAAAACAUGCUAAAGAGUGAAUGUCAUGAGACUCCUUAUUGGAAGAAUGAAAACUGUUAAUAACCAUUUUGGAAGUUUGGGUGUUUUUGUUUUUGUUUUUUCAAAUUAAACACACAGUUCACUACAUGAUUCAGCAAUACUCCUUCUAGCCAUUUCCUCCAAAGAAAUAAAAAAAUAUGUCCAUAUAAAGGCAUGCAUGAAUAAUACAGUUUUAUUCAUCAUAGUCCCAUCUAUGGAAACAACUCAAACCUCCACUGGUGAAUGGAUAAACAAAUGUAGUUCAUUCCAUAAAAUGGAAUACAGCUCAGCAUUAAAAAGUGCACACAAGGGAUGCCUGGGUGGCUCAGUGGUUGAGCAUCUGAGUUGGCUCUGGGUGUGGUCUCAGAGUCCUGGGAUUGAGUCCUGCAUCGGGCUCCCUGCAUGGAGCCUGCUUCUCCUCCCUCUUCCUGUGUCUCUGCCUCUCUCUGUGUGUGUCUCAUGAAUAAACAAAUAAAAUCUUUUUUUAAAAAAAGUGCACACAAAAGGAUACAUAUUAUAGGGUUCUAUUUAUAAGAAGCUCUAGAAAAGGCAUAUCUAUAGUGACAGAAUGUUAGUGGUCCAGGGCUUAGGGCUGUGGGUGAUUGUGAAGAAAGGGAAUUUUCUACAUAGAGGCAGAGGGGACAUCUAUAUCAAAGUUGUAGUGAUGGCUACAUGACUGUAUUUUUUUAAAGUACUUGAAAUGUAUGCUUAAAAUGGGUGGAUUUUAGUUUACAUUUCACCUCAAUAAAGCUGAUUACCAAAAGAUAAAUCCUGCAAAGAGAAAUUGACAAACCCAUUAUAAUGGAAGAGUUUCAGCAUUAGCAGUUAUGUUAGCUGUAGGUUACUUGUGGAUGCCUUAAACAAGUUGAGGGUGAUCUUUUCUAUUCCUAUUUUGGUGAGAGUUUUAGGAAUAGAAUUUCUAUUGGAAAAUGAUUUUAUGUGAAAGUAAUCUUUGCAUGAGUUUCCCCUGUUUUUCGUCUUAUUGAUAUGGUAACUUCCCAACAUUUCCUAAUGCUAAACCACCCUUGCAUUCCUAAGAUUAACUUGCCUUGGUCAUAAUAUUUUAUCAGUUUUACAUACUGUUAGAUUUGAUAUUAUGUUAGGAAUUUUAAUGUCUAUGUUCAUAAGGGAUAUUGAUCUGUAGUUUUAUUUUUCUGAUUUUGAUAUCAUGGUAGUGCUGGCUUCGUAAAAUGAGAAGUGCUCAUCUGUUUUCUAGAAGUUUGUAUAUAAAUGGUGUUAUAUUUUUUCCUUCAGUGUUUGGUAGAAUUACCCAGUGAAGCUUGGAAUUUUCUUUGUGAUAAGAUUUUUGUGAAAAAAUUAAAUUUCUCUAAUAGGUAUCUACAUGGCUAUUCAAGAUCUCUGUUCUUCAGUGAGCUUUGGUAAUCUCUUUUAAGGAAUUUCUCCAUUUUAUCAAAUGUCGAAUUUAUGGCCACUGAGUUGUUCAUACAUUACUUUGUUACAUUUUUAAUAUGGGUAGAAUUUGACAUCACUGCUCUCAUUUUUGGUAUUGUAUCAUUUGUAUCUUGUUUUUUUUUUCCUUGAUCUGUCUGGCUAGAAGUUCAUGAAUGUUCUUAACUAGCUUUUAACAAUUUCUCUUUUUCUGUUUUCUCUUCCACUGAUUUUCACUCAGAACUUUAUUACUUCCUUCCACUUACUUUCAGUUUCACUUACUCUUGUUUUUCUAUUUCUUAAAGUCAUUUAGUUAAGAUCUUUCUUUUCUAAUAUUGGUAUUUAAUGCUAUGAAAUUCCCAAUAAAUACUGCCUUAGCUGCAUCCACAAAUUUUGAUAUAUUGUUUAUAAAUUUUAUGUAGUUGUAAAUAUUUUAUAUUUUACCUUUUGAUAUAUGGAUUAUUUAGAGAUGUGUAAUUUAGUUUCCAAAUAUUUUGAGAUUUUUUCAGAUCUAGUUGAUCCCCAACAACACAGCUUUGAACUGUACAAGUUCGUUUAUACAUGGAUUUUUUACAUUGCAGUCCUGCAGAUGUAUUUUCUCUUCCUAAUGACUUAACAUUUCCCCCCUAGUUUAGUUUAAGAAUAUAAUAUGUAAAAUAUACAAAAUAUAUGUAUUAAUUGACUGUUAUCAGUAAGGUGUCCAGUAAACAGUAGGCUAUUGGUAGUCACAUUUUUGGGUGAGUCAAAAGUUAUAGGUGGAUUUUCCAGGAAUUAUGGGGGUGGGAGUGUCAGCUCCCAUAAACACUGUGUGGUUCAAGGGUCAAAUAUAUUUGUUAUUGAUUUUUAGUUUAAUUUCAUUGUGGCUAGAACAUUCUUUAUGUUAAUCCUUUUAAAUUGAUUAAAACUGGUUUUAUGUCCCAGAUAAUCUACCCAUAAAUGCUUUUCAUGUAACUUAAAAGGAAUAUAUAUUUUUCUGCUUUUGUGUGGAGUAGUCUCUGAGUCUCAAUUAGACUAAAUUGUUUGGUAUUGUUUGUCUUCUGUAUCUUUAUUGACCUUUCUGGCUAUUUGUUUUAGUUAUUGUGAGAGUAAUGCUGAAAUUAACUGAGAUUGUGGAUUUGUCUGUUUCUCUAUUCAGUUCAAUCAGUUUUUCCUUCAUGCAUUUUGAAGCUCAAUUAUUAGGUAUAUAAAUUUUAUGAUUGUUAUAUACUUUGAUGAAUUAAUUGCUUUAUCUUUAUGAAAUAAACUGUUUAUCCCUAGUAA
Messenger RNA from Canis lupus familiaris (dog), 9220 nucleotides. It is a transcript of the gene TBC1D32, whose product is annotated as TBC1 domain family member 32. The transcript has 34 exons. The record is from RefSeq and is a predicted model, not a curated record. Lineage: Eukaryota; Metazoa; Chordata; Mammalia; Carnivora; Canidae. Gene Ontology annotation, biological process: non-motile cilium assembly. The coding region runs from base 162 to 4064 and encodes 1300 amino acids.